CGGCGAGAAAUUCAUCGCUCAUUUUGUUGAGCAAAUCAGUUCUCACAUGUUUCAUUGUUAAAAAGGUUCUCUUCGUAGUAGCUGUUGAAACGAGCAGCAUCAACACUAGAUAAAUCAAUCGACUAAUCAAUUUACAUUGUGUGUCCAUCCCUGCAUACCAACUGCUUUAGUAAAUUUGCAAGGGAACAAACCUCAUAUUUCUUUCAGUCUUUUACGUUUUUUACUUUUUAGAAUUUUAGGUUUCAUUGUUUUUUUAAGACGCAUAAUCUUUGGGGCUAAAAUUUCUAGGUUAAAUUUAGAAUAGUGAUUUGAAUAUGUUCAACUUGAUAAUUUUUCUAGUUAAACCCAAUCUUAUCAUAGAAUAACACUAAAUUGAAUGUCUAAAAUCAAAAAUUUCAUAAGAACUAUAGUAACUACGGAUCCAGAGAGGGCUGGGCCGGGGCCUGGGGUGGCCACCCCCUGGAUCCGCCAGUGGGCGGGGGAGGCUAAAACCAUACCCGUCCCAUACCAUCAAACUUUUUGCGGGUUUUAACCAUACCCGGUCAAAGCGGGAAUUCCUCGUGUUGACUGGGUCGGGAGCGAUCGGAUUCCCGCGGCCAUGGAUUUGAUUGCCAUCCCUACUUCUAGUCUAGGAUUUUGGGUAAUGCUGUCCGCGUCCCACCUGAAAAGUACGCAACUAUUCUCCUCGUCUGUUUUUUUUUUCUAUUUCUAUUUCUAACUUCGACGCGCGCGCAUUCCCUCACAAGUCACAAGUCACAACACCGGGAAGUGGAACCCAGCCAACCAAAGGAUUGCAGAAGAUGGGUUCUGUGCAGUUUUCUCGGAGCUCCAUUUUGAUUCUCUGGGUUAUCUUUAUCGCCUUCCCCUGCUUCGUAUCCGCUACUACAGUGUCUCUAGUUGUUGGGGAGAGGUCUAGACUCGAGGUUUCUCCUAGCUUGCCUGUGGUGAACUCCCCAGGGACUAAGCCUGGCACUAGGUUGCUCUGUGAAAGAGUUCAUGUCCAUGGGCUAUCCAGGCUGAAGAACUUAAAGAAGUUUUCCCACUCAUUAAAGGUGAACCUAACGCAUUCUAGUUCAACUCUCCGUGGGCCGAGUGUUGAAGUCUGUUUCCACAGAAAUGCAUCUCGUGGGAUUGGGAUGUGCCCUCAAGGAAGGUGGGAAAAGGUUGUGAAGGGUUCCUGGGGUCGUGCAAUGUCACCUUUUGAUCAUAAGCUCUUGGAUAUAAGGAUGGCUGGUUCAUCUCCUGAAAGCGUCGAAGUUCAUAUUGAAGAAGAAUUUUUCAUGUACCGGAUAGUGUUUCUAGUUGUUGGGGUCGUUCUGUUGAGUGUGGCAUCCCCUCUGAGCAUGUCAUUGGCUUUUUACUACAGCAGUGCGAUGGCAGUUGGCAUCAUCCUUGUGAUAUUGGUGGUACUUUUUCAGGGGAUGAAACUGCUGCCAACUGGGCGGAGAAACUCACUUGCAAUCGUCAUAUACUCAUCUUUGGUUGGUUUGGGUUCUUUUCUCCUGCAAUACUUGCCAGGCUUACUGCACACCCUCCUCCUGGAGAUGGGAAUCAGUGAAGACAUGUAUUUUCCUCUGGCAAUUUUUAUGGUGGCUUUUAUUGUUCUUGCUGGAGCUUGGAUGGGAUUCUGGGCUGUCCGCAAACUUGUCUUGGCAGAAGAUGGAUCAGUUGACACAAGCACUUCCCAUUUUGUCGCCUGGUCUAUUAGGAUUAUAGCCGCUAUUAUGAUUCUUCAGAGCUCAUUGGAUCCCCUGCUGGCAACAGGAGCAUUAUUAUCAGGGAUAAUUGCUUCGUCUGUAUUAAGGCGAACUUUUCAACUCAAAUUUUGGAGGCGGCUUUACAAGAGGUUGUUCAAGAUGGUUAACAGUAUGAGCUUGGAGUCUGCGGUUCCUGAUAUAUCUCCAUUUCGAAAUUCACAAGACAAUUAUACAUACAAGAAGACGUCUGAAGAUUGUACGCCUCUUUGGCCUUGGACAAAAAGGUUUCGUCGGGGAUCUCCCAGUAGUGCUCCAAUUCAAGGUUUUGGUUAUAAAACUACCCCACAAGAACAUCAACUAUCGGAUUCAGACGUGUUCCUUUCUACCUACUGCACUCCGGAGGGGAAAAAAUUCUCAAAGGAAGAGUGGAAAAAGUUCACAGAGGAGUCGACGCAGAAGGCCGUGAAAGACCUCGUGGCUUCUCCUGAUUUCAGCAGAUGGGUUGCUUCUAAUGCGGACCGAAUCUCUGUAACUCCGAAGACCCGACGGGAUGAAUCCCUGCCCCGGCGCAAGUGGCUCUACUUCUUCUGAUUUGUAAACAUGUAUACCCCCGUCUUUCUUUGCAUGGCGGGCACGGGCUUAUACCAUGUGAAAUUACUGAGGGAUUUUGUUGGACGGUGAACUCGCCAACUCUUAUCGACUCCUGUAGAUUUUAACCCAGCAGCAGCAGCAGCAGUAUGCAGGUAGGUGGUGUAGUGAAUGCAGUUUUAGUUGUAGGCUUCCCUUCAAGAUGUUGUAUUUGUUUGUAGGUCGUAUCUGACGUGUUAAGUCGUAGAAUAGUUUUUGUCCAAAUCGGAUUGUAGCUUGAACGAGGGUGAAGAAUGAAUUCAAGCAUCAUAGUUACUGAUGCAGGACGCAGAUUUUUUUUUUUUUUUUUUGUUUACAGUGUGUUGCCUGUUGCUGUCUUAAUAAUAAUAAUAAUAAUAAUUUGUAUCAUUAAAUUAAGCAUAAGCUAGAAUAAUAAAUAAAUUAGAUUAGGAAAGGAAAAGCAGAAGAAACCAGAUUAAUGGUUGGAAGAGAACAAGAAUAAUAAGUGACUGCUUUAUUGUACUUGAGCAAUAGAGAAGGAAAUGUCGAGUCAAAAGAAAAAGUAGAUGACGUU
This is a messenger RNA of Linum trigynum, 2859 nucleotides long. The record is from the annotation of a GenBank genome assembly. NCBI's taxonomy places the organism in Eukaryota, Viridiplantae, Streptophyta, Magnoliopsida, Malpighiales, Linaceae.